This is a messenger RNA of Nannospalax galili (Upper Galilee mountains blind mole rat), 8412 nucleotides long. It is a transcript of the gene Lrrk2, whose product is annotated as leucine rich repeat kinase 2. Gene Ontology annotation, biological process: protein phosphorylation. Gene Ontology annotation, molecular function: GTP binding; protein kinase activity; protein binding. NCBI's taxonomy places the organism in Eukaryota, Metazoa, Chordata, Mammalia, Rodentia, Spalacidae. The transcript is spliced from 51 exons. Bases 50 to 7897 code for a protein of 2615 amino acids. The record is from RefSeq and is a predicted model, not a curated record.
GGUAGGCGGCUUUCGCUUUUUCUCUUCCAGUUCCCAGACCUUCCCGCGGAUGGCCAGGCCGGCCGGCUCUCGGGUGGCUCCUCCCCCGCGGCUCCUGCGCGCCGUCCGGGUCCCGGUUGCGAUCGCGGUCACGGUCACGGUCGGCGGCGCGGGCGCUGGGCAGGCCGGGGCCGGGUCGGGCCCCUGCGGGCGGAGCCGCGGGGGAGGAGCGUGGGGCGGACGAGGAGCGGCCGCGCCUUCCGCAGCCUCGGGCGCCCAGGGCGCGGGCACGGGCGCGCGUGGGGCAGAGCUCGGCUGGCGGGUCCCGGGCACCAUGGCCAGUGGCCUGGGUCAGGGGUGCGAGGAGGACGAGGAGGAGGAGGGUCUGAAGAAGCUGAUCGUCAGGCUGAACCACGUCCAGGAGAGCAAGCAGGUCUCGACGCUGGUGCAGCUGCUGGAGGACCUGCUGGUGUUCACCUACUCCGACCGCGCCUCCAAGUUGUUCGAAGGUAAAAAUUUCCACGUGCCCCUGCUGCUCGUCCUGGACUCCUACAUGAGGGUGGCCAGCGUGCAGCAGGUGGGUUGGUCACUUCUAUGCAAAUUAAUAGAAGUCUGUCCAGGGACAAUGCAAAGCUUAAUGGGACCCCAGGAUGUUGGAAAUGAUUGGGAAGUUCUUGGUGUCCACCAACUGAUUCUUAAAAUGCUAACUGUUCAUCAUGCCAAUGUAAACCUGUCAACAGUUGGACUGAAGGCCCUAGAUCUCCUCCUAAAUUCAGGCAAAAUCACUUUGCUGAUCCUGGAUGAAGAGUGUGAUAUCUUCUUGUUAAUUUUUGAUGCCAUGCACACGUAUUCAACCAAUGAUGAAGUUCAGAAACUUGGAUGCAAAGCUUUACAUGUGCUGUUUGAGAGAGUUUCCGAGGAACAACUGAUUGAGUUUGUUGAGAACAAAGAUUAUAUGGUAUUGCUAAGAGCAUUGAACAGUUUCAGGGAGGAAGAGGAAAUCGUGUUGCACGUGCUGCACUGCCUACACUCCCUGGCAAUUCCGUGCAACAACGUUGAAGUCCUCAUGAGUGGCAAUGUCAGGUGUUACAACAUUGUAGUAGAAGCCAUGAAAACCUUCCCUAGCAGUGAAAAAAUUCAACAUGUGAGCUGCUGCCUGCUCCACAGGCUCACAUUAGGUAAUUUUUUCAACAUCCUGGUGUUAAAUGAGGUGCAUGAUUUUGUGGUGAAAGCUGUGCGGCAAUAUCCAGAGAACCCGUCACUACAAAUAUCCGGGCUGAGCUGCCUAGCGCUCCUCACUGAGACCAUUUUUUUAAACCAAGACUUGGAGGAAAGGAAUGAAAAUCAGGAUCACAGUGAUGAAGAGGAAGAGGAGAAGCUGUUCUGGCUGGAAGCGUGCUACAGAGCCCUCACCCAGCAUCGCAAGAACAAGCACGUGCAGGAGGCUGCAUGCUGGGCGCUGAAUAAUCUCCUUAUGUACCAGAACGGUUUACACAGGAAGAUUGGAGACGAAGAUGGCCAGCUCCCAGUGCACAGGGAAGUGAUGCUGUCUAUGCUGAUGCACUCCUCGUCCAAAGACGUCUUCCAAGCAUCCGCCAAUGCACUAUCCAUACUCUUGGAACAAAAUGUUAAUUUCAGGAAAAUCCUGCUGUCAAAAGGCAUAUACCUGAAUGUCUUGGAGCUGAUGCAGAAACACGGGAAUUCUCCUGAGGUGGCGGAGAGUGGCUGUAGAAUGCUGAGUCAUUUGUUUGAAGGAAGUAGCACUACCCUGGACACAAUGGCAGUAGUGCUCCCCAAAAUAAUAACAGUGAUGAAAAGCCAUGAAACCUCACUGCCGGUGCAACUGGAGGCACUGAGGGCCAUUGUACACUUUGUGGUGACAGGACUACCAGAAGAAUCAAAGGCUGAAUUCCAAUGCAAGCUGAACAUGGUUAAAAAGCAAUGUUUCAGGAAUGAUAUUCACAAACUGGUUCUAGCCGCUCUGAACAGGUUCAUUGGAAAUCCUGGGGUUCAGAAAUGUGGAUUGAAAGUGAUGUCUUCUCUAGUACAUCUUCCCGAAGCCUUAGAGGUAUUGUCGCUGCAUGGUGCCGUUGAUACCAUCCUUCACACACUGCAGAUGUACCCAGAUGACCAAGAAAUUCAGUGUCUGGGCUUAAGUUUAAUGGGAUGCUUAAUUACAAAGAAGAAUUUAUGCAUUGGAACAGGACACCUCCUGGCAAAAAUUCUGGUUUCCAGUUUACAGCGAUUUAAAGAUGUUGCUGCAGUACAGGCUACGGGAUUGCAGACCGUCUUGGCAAUCCUUGAGCUCUCAGUGCCGUUUGCUAAGCUGCUGGUGCAUCAUUCAUUUGAUUUGGUAAUCUUCCUCCAGAUGUCUUCCAGUGUCAUGGAACCAAAGGAUGAGCAGUUUCUCAACCUGUGUUGCAAAUGCUUUGCAAAACUGGCUGCGGAUGAUGAGUUGAAAAAUGUAAUGCUGGAGAGAGCGUGCGACCAGAACAACAGCGUCAUGGUUGAAUGCUUGCUUCUGUUGGGAGCUGAUGCCAAUCACAUGAAGGGGGCGACUUCAUUAAUUUAUCAGGUAUGUGAGAAAGAGAACAGUUCAAAGUUGGUGGAACUGUUGCUUAACGGUGGGUGCCGUGAGCAGGAUGUGCGGAAAGCACUGACAGUAAGCAUCCGGAGAGGUGACAGCCAGGUGGUCAGCUUGCUUUUGAGGCGGCUGGCCCUCGACCUGGCCAACAACAGCAUUUGCCUUGGAGGAUUUUGCAUGGGAAAAAUCGAACCUUCCUGGCUUGGUCCUCUAUUUCCAGACAAGUCAUCUAAUUUAAGAAAACAAACAAACGUAGGCUCUGUGCUAGCGAGAAUGGUACUCCGAUAUCAGACGAAAAGUGCAGUGGAGGAAGGAGCCUCAGCUGGCGAUGGGAGCUUUGCUGAAGACGGUCUACUUCAUAAAUUGGAUGAAUGGACCUUCCUUCCCGAUUCGUCUAUGGACAGCGUGUUUGGUCAAAGCGAUGAUCUGGAUAGUGAAGGAAGUGAAAGUUCAUUUCUCAUGAAAAGGAAAUCAAAUUCAAUUAGUGUAGGAGAAUUUUACAGAGAUCCUGUGUUGCAACGCUGCUCACCAAAUACACAGAGACAUUCCAAUUCAUUGGGUCCCAUUUUUGAUCAGGAGGAAUUACUGAGGCGAAAAAGAAAAAUACUGUCUUCAGAUGAUUCGCUCAGGUCCUCCAAGCUUCCAUCCUAUUCAAGGCAUUCGGGAAGCUCUUCUUCCCUGACUUCUGAGCGAGACUGUAUCACAUCGCUAGACCUCUCGGCCAACGAGCUGAGGGACAUCGAUGCCCUGAGCCCGCGGUGCUGUCUCAGCGGCCACCUGGAGCACCUGGUGAAGCUGGAGCUUCAGCAGAACGUCCUCACCUGUUUCCCGCAGCACCUGUGCGAGACUCUGAAGUGUUUGACACAUUUGGAUUUGCACAGUAACAAAUUCACAUCAUUUCCCUCUUACUUGUUGAAAAUGACUUGUAUCACCAAUCUUGAUGUCUCGCGAAACGACAUCGGGCCCUCUGUAGUUUUAGAUCCCACGGUGAAGUGCCCGACCCUGAAACAGCUUAACCUGUCAUACAACCAGCUGUCUUUGGUCCCAGAGAACCUCGCCACUGCGGUGGAAAACCUGGAGCAGCUCACGUUGGAAGGAAAUAAAAUAGCUGGGAUAUGUUCUUCCUUGAGCUUGAAGGAACUGAAGGUUUUAAAUGUCUGUAAAAACCACAUUUCAUCCCUUCCUGAGAACUUUCUUGAGGAUUGUCAGAAAGUGGAGAGUUUCAGUGCCAAAAUGAAUUUUCUUGCUACUAUGCCUGUCUUACCUUCCUCCAUAACAAGCCUAAAAUUAUCUCAGAAUAAAUUUACAUGCAUUCCAGAUGUAAUUUUAAUUCUACCACACCUGCGGUCGCUGGACAUGAGCAACAAUAACAUUGACUGUCUGCCAGGGCCUGCACACUGGAAAUCUCUGAACUUAAGGGAACUCCUGUUUAGCAAUAAUCAGAUCAGCAUCUUGAACUUGAGUGAAAAACCGCACCUGUGGUCUAGGGUAGAGAAACUCCAUCUUUCCCACAAUAAACUGAGAGAGAUUCCACCUGAGAUUGGCUUUCUUGAAAAUCUGACAUCUCUUGAUGUUAGUCACAACUCGGAACUGAGAUCUUUUCCCAACGAAAUGGGGAAAUUAAGCAAAAUAUGGGAUCUUCCCUUGGAUGAGUUGCAUCUGAGUUUUGACUUCAAGCAUGUAGGAUGUAAAGCCAAAGACAUCAUAAGGUUUCUUCAACAACGUUUGAAAAAGGCUGUGCCCUACAACAGGAUGAAGCUUAUGAUUGUGGGUAAUACUGGAAGUGGUAAAACCACGUUACUUCAGCAGUUAAUGAAAAUGAAGAAAUCAGAUCUUAGCAUGCAGGGGGCCACGGUUGGCAUCGAUGUGAAAGACUGGCCUAUCCAAAUCAGAGGCAAAAAGAAGAAAGACCUCGUUCUAAACGUGUGGGACUUUGCAGGUCGUGAGGAGUUCUACAGCACACAUCCCCACUUCAUGACCCAGAGAGCUCUGUACCUCGCUGUCUAUGACCUGAGCAAAGGGCAGGCAGAAGUGGACGCCAUGAAGCCCUGGCUCUUCAAUAUCAAGGCCCGUGCUUCUUCUUCCCCCGUGAUUCUCGUGGGUACACAUCUGGAUGUUUCUGAUGAGAAGCAGCGCAAAGCCUGCAUAAGUAAAAUCACCAAGGAGCUCUUGAACAAGCGAGGAUUCCCUGCCAUCCGGGAUUACCACUUUGUGAACGCCACUGAGGAGUCUGAUGCUUUGGCAAAACUUCGGAAAACCAUCGUAAAUGAGAGUCUUAAUUUCAAGAUUCGGGAUCAGCCUGUUGUCGGGCAGCUAAUCCCAGACUGCUACCUCGAACUGGAGAAAAUCAUCUUAUCAGAGCGAAGAACUGUGCCAAUUGAAUUUCCUGUGAUUGACCAGAAACGCCUGUUACAGCUAGUGAAGGGAAACCAGCUGCAGCUGGAUGAAAACGAGCUUCCCCAGGCGGUUCACUUCUUAAACGAGUCAGGAGUCCUUCUUCAUUUUCAAGACCCAGCACUGCAGUUGAGUGAUUUGUAUUUUGUGGAACCCAAGUGGCUUUGUAAAGUCAUGGCACAGAUUUUGACAGUAAAAGUGGAAGGCUGUCUGAGACAUCCCAAGGGCAUCAUUUCCCGUAGAGAUGUGGAAAAGUUCCUUUCAAAGAAAAAGAGAUUUCCAAAGAACUAUAUGGCUCAGUACUUCAAACUCCUAGAAAAAUUCCAGAUCGCCUUGCCGAUAGGAGAAGAGUGUUUGCUGGUUCCAAGCAGUUUAUCUGACCACAGACCUGUGAUUGAGCUCCCUCAUUGUGAGAACUCCGAAAUUAUCAUUAGAUUAUAUGAAAUGCCAUACUUUCCAAUGGGAUUUUGGUCCAGAUUAAUUAAUCGAUUACUUGAAAUUUCACCUUUCAUGCUUUCUGGAAGAGAAAGAGCACUUCGCCCAAACAGGAUGUACUGGCGCCAAGGGAUCUACUUGAACUGGUCUCCCGAGGCUUACUGUCUAGUAGGAUCUGAGGUCUUGGACAAUCACACAGAGAGUUUCUUGAAAAUUACAGUUCCAUCCUGUAGAAAAGGCUGUAUUCUUUUGGGCCAAGUUGUGGACCACAUUGAUUCUCUCAUGGAAGAGUGGUUUCCUGGACUGCUAGAGAUUGAUAUUUGCGGUGAAGGAGAAACCCUGUUAAAGAAAUGGGCUUUAUACAGUUUUAACGAUGGUGAAGAACAUCAAAAAAUCUUGCUUGAUGACCUGAUGAAGAAAGCAGAGGAAGGAGAUCUUCUGGUUAAUCCAGAUCAACCCAGACUCACCAUUCCAAUAUCUCAGAUUGCUCCUGACCUGAUUUUGGCUGACCUGCCUAGAACCAUCAUGCUGAAUAAUGAUGAGCUGGAAUUUGAACAAACUCCUGAGUUUCUCUUAGGUGAUGGCAGUUUUGGAUCAGUGUAUCGAGCCACCUAUGAAGGAGAAGAAGUAGCUGUGAAGAUUUUUAAUAAGCAUACGUCACUCAGGCUGUUACGACAAGAGCUGGUGGUGCUUUGCCACCUCCACCACCCCAGCUUGAUACUGUUGCUGGCGGCUGGGAUUCGACCGCGAAUGCUGGUGAUGGAGUUGGCCUCCAAGGGCUCCUUGGAUCGCCUGCUUCAGCAAGACAAAGCCAGCCUCACCAGAACCCUCCAGCACAGGAUCGCCCUGCAUGUGGCUGAUGGCUUGAGGUACCUCCAUUCAGCCAUGAUCAUAUACCGUGAUCUGAAACCACACAACGUGCUGCUCUUCACCCUGUAUCCCAACGCUGCCAUCAUCGCCAAGAUCGCAGACUACGGCAUUGCGCAAUACUGCUGUAGAAUGGGCAUAAAGACCUCAGAGGGCACCCCAGGGUUCCGGGCACCUGAAGUUGCCAGGGGAAAUGUCAUUUAUAACCAGCAGGCUGAUGUUUAUUCAUUCGGCUUGCUACUCUAUGACAUUUUCACAACUGGAAGUAGAAUAACGGAGGGCUUGAAGUUCCCAAAUGAGUUUGACGAAUUGGCAAUCCAAGGAAAAUUGCCUGAUCCAGUUAAAGAAUAUGGUUGUGCUCCAUGGCCUCUGGCUGAGAAGUUAAUUAAAAAGUGUUUGAAAGAAAAUCCUCAAGAAAGACCUACUUCUGCCCAGGUCUUUGACAUUUUGAAUUCAGCUGAAUUAAUUUGUCUGAUGAGACAUAUUUUAAUACCUAAGAACAUUAUUGUUGAAUGCAUGGUUGCUACAAAUCUGAACAGCAAGAAUGGAAGCCUCUGGCUGGGCUGUGGACACACCGACAAGGGGCAGCUCUCUUUCCUUGACUUAAACACCGAAAAAUGCAGUUAUGAGGAAGUGGUGGAUAGUAGAAUAUUAUGUUUGGCUUUGGUGCAUCUUCCUGCUGAAAAAGAAAGUUGGAUUGUGUGCGGGACACAGUCGGGGGCUCUCCUGGUCAUCAACACCAGAGACGAGACGAAGAGGCACAACCUGGAAAAGAUGACGGAUUCUGUUACCUGUCUGUAUUGCAAUUCCUUUUCCAAGCAGAGCAAGCAAAACAAUUUUCUUUUGGUGGGAACUGCUGAUGGCAAUUUAGUGAUUUUUGAAGAUAAGGCAGUUAAGUGUAAAGGUGCUGUCCCCCUGAAGACGCUACACAUAGGUGAUGUCAGCAUGCCCCUCAUGUGCUUGAGCGAGUCCAUGAAUUCAGCUGAAAGAAACCUUACCUGGGGAGGAUGCGGCACCAAAGUCUUCUCCUUUUCCAGUGAUUUCACCAUUCAGAAACUCAUCGAGACAAGGACCAGCCAGCUGUUUUCUUACGCAGCGUUCAGCGAUUCCAGCAUCACGGCUGUGGCAGUCGACACGGCUCUCUAUGUUGCCAAGAAAAACAGCCCCGUGGUAGAGGUGUGGGACAAGAAAACGGAAAAACUCUGUGAACUCAUAGACACUGUGCACUUCUUAAAGGAGGUAAUGGUAAAAACAAACAGAGAAUCAAAGCACAAGCUGUCUUACUCCGGGAGGGUGAAGGCACUCUGCCUGCAGAAGAACACAGCUCUCUGGAUAGGGACUGGCGGAGGCCACAUCUUACUCCUGGAUCUUUCCACUCGGCGCGUCAUACGCAUCAUUAACAACUUCUGUGAUUCUGUUAGAGUCAUGGUCCCAGCACAGUUAGGAAGCCUUAAAAACGUCAUGCUGGUUUUGGGCUAUAAGCGGAAAAGUACGGAAGGAACAGAAGAACAGAAAGAGAUACAAUCUUGCUUGUCUAUUUGGGACAUCAAUCUUCCACACGAAGUGCAAAAUUUAGAGAAGCACAUUGACGUGAGAACAGAAUUAGCUGAUAAAAUGAGAAGAACGUCUGUCGACUAGGAGGACAGCAGAUAGCUCGCUCGUUGGGUUGCAAAAUGAUUCCCCUCAAAUAUUUUUUAAAUGUUUACAUUGAAAAUAAUAUUUCUACUCUUUGAAAAGCUCAUAUGUACAUGAAGGAAUGUUUAUAUGUUUUAUGUUUAAUUUAAUAAAUAUAAAGAUAUUUACCAGUGAACAGAUGUUUCAAAGAAUUGUUUAAAAUAUAGUGCUGGAUUUCCUCUAUGCUCUAAUUAGUGUAAUGGAUCAAGCAAAAGAAAUCGGCCAAGUAUUUAAUUUCAGUGUUCAUACUAAAGUUUAUAGUGUGAUUACGUUCGUUUUGCUGUAUGUUACGAAGAUAAACUUUAAACCUUUGCUCAGGACAAGGCUGUUGCUUUUUUACCGUCUGCCAACUCUGCAGGAAGAACCCAAACGUUAGCGCAGUGCUCUCAUGCUGUAGGCUCUUUCUUACAUCGCUUUAAACUAUCACAAAUGCUUGUACAUUGUUGGUUUUCAAUAAUAAAGCCUUCUGUUCAAGCAGA